GCUGGUGCGCGCCAGAGCGCCGCUCCGCCCGCGCUCCAGGCUAAGCGCGACGGGCCGGCUGGUGGGCGUCAGGGUGGGUGCCAGUGUGGGUGCAAAGCACUUCAGGGGUGGAGGCCAUAGUACAGGAGGAGGAGCAUGCAGUGGGUGGGAGGGCUCCUGGGUCCUAGCGUGUGAGGCUGCAUUCGCUUUCAUCCGCUUUGGUUAUGAGGUGUUUUCCGGCCGUCUUCCCCUCACCGCCAGUCCAGACCAGAUAAAGAUACGGAGCAAGGAGAGAUCAGGUGAUUUCCCACAGCAACCAGAAAAUACUGGGUCUAGAAUCAAGUUCUCAAAUUUCCCAGGUUUUCUGAUCCUUUCUAUGAGUUUCACCAUCUGUGGUCUUUACUAACAACUGUGGUUUAAUCAGUUGGUAAUAGAGAAAAAUCAUUAACUAGGAGAGAAUGUCAAAUCUAAAAAUGAAAGAGGCAGCCCUUAUCUAUUUUGACAGAAGUGGAGGCCUCCAAAAGUUUAUAGAUGAUUGCAAGUACUACAAUGAUUCAAAACAAAGUUAUGCUGUCUAUCGAUUCAAUAUUUUAAUAAAUCCUUCUGAUGUUGUUGAGUUAGAUGCUGAACUUGGAAAUCACAUUUUACACCAGCCUUUAAAAGCUGCUCAAGUUUUCCAAUCAGUCUGUUUUAUUGCUGUUAAGACUCUCUCAUUAAUUGGACAAUUGCAGACAGAAACUCAAAUUAAUAUUGUGCUGAAAUUAACACAUUUACCUCCUCUGCCAAGUUAUGGUCUCAAUCUUUGUGACUUUCCACUUGAUUAUACAUCUCAGAGAUUUUAUAUGAUGCAAGGAAUUGUGAUCGCAAUGACAACAGUAACUAAGUAUACACAAGGUGCAAGAUUUCUUUGUUCAGAUGAAGCAUGCCCUCUUUCAGAAGGAUUUCAGUAUAUAAGAGUGCAUGUGCCUGGUGCUACAGAAUCUGCAACAAUAAGAAGUGACUUUUUGUGCAAUCUAUGUGCAUCUUCACUUCAAGAAGACAGAAAAUUUAGAGUACUUGGUGAUAAACAGAUAGUUGAAAUAAUUACCACAAAGGCACUUCAGGCUUUUCAAGGAUAUUCUAACAACCAGCCAUUUAGGUUCCAAUCUCUUACAAUUUUCCUAAGAGAUGAAUCAGUGAAUAAAAUGAGUAUAGGAAAUGAAUAUAAAAUUAUUGGAAUUCCAACAUGUGUAAAAACCUCACAAACUGUCUGUAUAGAAGCAAAUAGCAUAACUUUUUGUAAUUCAAAAGUUCCUUCAGAAAUUAGUAACAACUUCAGGUGUCUCCUCUCCUUGACUUCCAGUUCAUGCUGGAAGUUUACAGCAGUACUUGCCAAUAUCUUUGCAUCACAAAUUGUUCCUCCUGGGACUUACAAUUUGCUCAAGCUCUGUUUGUUGAUGAGUCUUGUACAGACAAGUGACCGUAAAAAGGAACUGGAAGAUUGCCUGGAUAUUUUAAUUAUAACAAGUGAUACUCUACUAGUAGAGAGGCUUUUGAAUUUUAGCAUAAACCUUGUUCCUCGUGGUAUAUGUCAUCCAGUCUCUGCUGAAAUUUUUCCCACUCUAUCCAGGAAUAAGUAUGGAACUGGAGCAGUUAGCAUUCAAGCUGGCAGUGCUUUGCUAGCCAAAGGUGGUAUCUGCUUUAUAGGAGAUUUGGCUUCACACAAGAAAGAUAAACUUGAACAGCUUCAAUCAGUUCUAGAGAGCAGAAGCAUUACAGUAUACAUCCCAGGAAAGAAGUUUGGGGGCGAUAUCGAUCAACAAAUGACUUUUCCAGUUCAGUGCAGUUUUUGGACUUUUCUUGAUAUGGAUUCCUCUUCAAGGAGAACUACACAGAAAAAUAACGCUUUAAUUGGUCAGAUGGAUUGCAGUUUGAUUCCAGCUAACCUCAUGGAGGCAUUUGGAUUAUUGAUUAAUUGUAAUGAAUCAUCUCCUUGCCACCCACUUCUUCCUACGGUGCAACACACUUUAAAGAAAGCCAUUGAUCCUGAAAAACUGCUUUAUGUAGCUUCUAAACAGUUCACAACUGAAGAUUUUGAGAAGCUACUGGCUUUUGCAAAGAAUUUGAAUGUAGAAUUCAGCUUGGAAGCAGAAAGAAUGAUUCAUGGCUAUUAUCUAGCAAGUCGCAGAAUCAGAACAGAUUCUAUAUAUGGAUCAAAACUCUCAGCAUCUGCAUUAAGAUAUUUAGUUUCCUUGUCUGAAGCCCAUGCUCGACUGAACUUAAGGAACAAAGUGGUUAAAGAAGAUGUACUAAUUGCAGCCUUAUUAUUUGAAACAUCUCUCACAUUGAAAUAUGGGGCCACUGUGUUUUGUGUUGCUCCAAAUGCAGUAUUUCCAUUUGACUUGUAUAAUGAAGAGUAUUUAGAGCAAAGGGAUCUCUAUCUAACUCAGUGCCAGCAACAGCUUGAACAGUUUAUUGCCACAUAUGGACCUGGGACAGGUGUUUUAUCUAGCGAUGAAUAAUUUGAGGAAAUUCUUCAUUCCUACUUUAAGCAGUGGGAAAAAGUGUGAGUAUUUGACUUUCAAAUAAUGCUUCAGAUAAUAUUGUGUAUAGUACAUUAGAAUACUACUUUUAAAAAUAUAGUGUCCUCAAGAUUAAUUACUAAUGGGAAAAAUACCGAUCCAAACCUUCAUAGCCAACAGCAGACUUUUAAAACUUGGAACAAUAUGGACAAUUUACAAGUGAUAAAAGUUGUGGAAAAUACUGUUUUAAAAGAACCCUUCUGUCUGAUUAGCCCAGAAUAUCAAUGGUGAACAGAUAAAAACAUAAGGAAUGUUGCAAGCUAAGCUGUGUGAAAAAUGGUAACUUUUAUGUAGUUUGCUCUAUUUGUCACAAGAUGGAAAUAACACUUUAUCUACAAAUAACUUUAAACUAUUUUUCCCUUACUUGUGAACUUGCCAAAUAAUAACUAUAAUUUAUAUAACCUUUUGUCUGACUCUUGACAGAUCAAAAACUUUUAAAAAUUAAAAAAUUAUAUAACCUUAAGCUUUAAGUUUAUGGCCUUUUCGUGUACUGUUUCAGAAGCCCUACAUAUAGAGUCAGGAAAAGCCAUGGGAAUUUUCCUUAUAUAUACAUAAACAUGCCAGGUAAAAUGAAAAUUUACAUGGAAUCAAGGAAACUGUAAUUUAUAAAUUGGCUCUUUAGCCCUGACUAGUUACAAGAAAAGUUCCAAAAGGCAAAGAAAUCAAUUUGCAAGCCCAGUCUUCACUUCUGGAGGAAAGGUUAUCUGUUCUGAAAAGGCAAGGACAUUGUGAGAAAAUAUACCCAUUUUGUAAAUUUCGUAAAUCUUUCUUAGUUCUCACCUUUCAAAGCUUUAAAAAAAGAUCAGUUCCGUCCAGGUUCCAUGUGACUCAAAUAAAAAAAAAGAUCUUUCAAAAUUAGCAGCACUUAGGAGCUUCUUAACCAAAAUUCAGGACCACUUGCCCACUCUCUAUAGGAUCUAGAAGCCACCAACAUUGAACACCUACUGGUGCCAGCUAGAGACCAUAGUAUUAAGUUUUCAGAAAGCAAAGCUAGUUUUUAACAAAAUAUUUACAUAUUACCAUUUGAUAUUGUUAGCAAGACCCUUAU
Messenger RNA from Microcebus murinus (gray mouse lemur), 3588 nucleotides. Lineage: Eukaryota; Metazoa; Chordata; Mammalia; Primates; Cheirogaleidae. The record is from RefSeq and is a predicted model, not a curated record.